Uncinocarpus reesii 1704 is the source of this 933-nucleotide messenger RNA. RefSeq lists its product as uncharacterized. Gene Ontology annotation, molecular function: RNA binding. Gene Ontology annotation, cellular component: U2 snRNP; U2-type spliceosomal complex. Lineage: Eukaryota; Fungi; Ascomycota; Eurotiomycetes; Onygenales; Onygenaceae. Bases 1 to 933 code for a protein of 310 amino acids. The transcript has 4 exons. Gene Ontology annotation, biological process: mRNA splicing, via spliceosome. The record is from RefSeq and is a predicted model, not a curated record.
AUGCCAGUGUCUAACUCCUCCUUGUAUUUUGUAUCGCGACUACAGGAGUCCGGCAAUACCAAUGCCCCUAAAGCAAAGAAGCCUCGCACCAACACGGCAGUGUACGUCACUUCCAUUCCCUUAGAUGCUACUAUCGAGGAGAUAAACGAUGUCUUUUGCAAAUGCGGCGUUAUUGCCGAAGAAAUUGAUAGCCAUCGACCGCGGAUAAAGAUGUACACGGAUGAAAAUGGAAAGUUCAAAGGGGACGCGUUGGUUGUAUAUUUCCGUCCCGAGUCCGUCAAUCUGGCUAUUCAAAUGCUCGACGAUUCGGAUUUUCGACUUGGUGAGACAGGGCCGCAAGGCAAAAUGAAAGUUCAGCAAGCGGAUUUUUCGUUCAAGGCGCAACAAGAAGCUCCGCAGAAACAGAACACGAGAGAUAAGGCAAAGAUUAUAAAGAAAACGCAGAGGUUAAAGAACAAGCUCGCGGACUGGGAUGAGGAUGAUGCAGCGACUCUUCAGCCUACAGGGCGCUGGGAGAAGGUUGUUAUUCUCCGGCACAUGUUUACGCUAGCAGAACUGGAGGAUGAUCCGGCCGCUAUUCUCGAUAUCAAGGAAGAUAUCCGAGAUGAAUGUUCAAAGCUUGGAGAGGUCACGAAUGUUGUGCUGUAUGAUAAGGAAGAAUCAGGAGUUGUUACUGUUAGAUUCAAGGACCCUGAAGCAGCACAAGCCUGCGUCGAGAUGAUGAAUGGUCGGUUCUUCGGCGGCACAAAAGUGGAAGCGUACAUUGCAGACGGCCGUGAGAGGUUUAGAAAAUCCAACGAUAAGAGUUAUGAUUAUGAAGACGAUGGCGCAGGCUGGGAAGCCAGUUACGAUGACGAAGAAUCUAAACGGCUGGAGAAGUUCAGUUCAUGGAUUGAGAAUGAAACGCCCAAGAAGGACUCCGCAAGUAGUUAA